Messenger RNA from Drosophila busckii, 5282 nucleotides. RefSeq names its product intraflagellar transport protein 172 homolog (gene Oseg2). Gene Ontology annotation, biological process: intraciliary transport. Gene Ontology annotation, molecular function: protein binding. The record is from RefSeq and is a predicted model, not a curated record. Lineage: Eukaryota; Metazoa; Arthropoda; Insecta; Diptera; Drosophilidae. The transcript has 5 exons. Gene Ontology annotation, cellular component: intraciliary transport particle B; axoneme; ciliary basal body. Bases 1 to 5238 code for a protein of 1745 amino acids.
AUGCAGUUGAAAUAUUUGCGUACACUGCUGGAAGGACAGGAGCACAUACAGCGCAUUGCUGGCUUGGCGUGGUCACCCAAUCAACAGAAGCUGGCCAUAGCCACUGCCGAUCGUCAUAUAUUGCUCUACGAUGAUGCUGGCGAGCGUCGUGAUAAGUUUAGCACAAAGCCUGCGAAUGCAGCGAAUGGUAAGAACUCUUAUGUCAUACGUGGAUUGGCCUUUAGUCCGGACUCGACCAAGCUGGCAGUGGGUCAAAGCGAUAGCAUUGUGUAUGUCUACAAGCUGGGCGAGACGUGGAAUGACAAGAAGGUUAUCUGCAAUAAAUUUCCACAAGCAAGUGCAGUGACAACGCUCAUUUGGCUGGGCACAGGCGCCAUCAUAGCUGGUCUGGAGGACGGCAAAGUGCGCGCUCUGCACUGCAAGAGCAACAAGUCCCAGAGUCUUUAUGGCGGCGACAGCAUUUGCAUCUCGCUUGCGGCCAAUACUAAAGGCAAUGGCUUUCUUAGCGGUCAUAACGAUGGCACUAUAAUACGUUUCUAUCUAACGGAUGAAGCUACAGAGCCACUGGGACGCGUGGUGCAGCAUUCUGUGCCGCCUUUUGCCUUGGCCUGGCCACAAGGUGGCUUCUGUGCAGCGGGCUGUGAUCAGCGUAUUGUAUUUUAUGAUAGUGUGGGUCGUCAGCUGCGCUGCUUUGACUACUCACGCAGCGAGGGUGAGCGCGAGUUUACUGUAGCUGCCUGCAGUCCCAAUGGACAAGCCGUAGCCUUUGGCAGCUACGAUCGCAUACGCAUCUUUGCCUGGAGUCCCAGACAGAGCGCUUGGAGCGAGAGUGCCAGCAAGGAGAUCAGCUGUCUAUAUACGCUAAGUGCAUUGCUCUGGCGACGCGAUGGCGCUCGCCUGGCUUUGGGUUCAGUCAGCGGCGCUGUGCUGCUCUACGAAUCGGUGCUUAAGCGCACUAUAUGGCAAGACAAGUUCGAGUUGAUAUUUGUAGCACCAAGCCAGCUGCUGGUCAGAUCACUGACGGAGCCAACGCAGCAGCUGACCAUCGAAUCACAGCUGGGACUGGAAAUCGAUGAUGUGCGCAUUAUGGGCAGAGACAACUUUCUGGUGGGCCGCACCGAAGAGUCCUUAAUACUCUGCGAUUUGACGCGCAAUUUGAGCAGCGAAGUGCCUUGGACUGCAUCGGGACGUCACGAGCGUUUCUACUUUGAGAACCCUUUGGUCUGCCUAAUCUUUAAUGUGGGCGAACUUAGUCUAGUGGAAUACGGCGUUAAUCACAUUUUGGGCUCGGUGCGCACAGAAUUUGUUAAUCCGCAUGUCAUCUCGGUGCGGCUUAACGAACGCGGCAAUGCUAGAGAGAACAAGAAGCUGGCCUUUCUCUUGGAUGCCAAGACCAUUUGCGUGGUGGACUUGUUGAGCCAGAUGAUCAGCGGACAGAUCAAUCAUGAAACUAAAAUCGAUUGGCUGGAACUGAGCGAGACGGCACACAAGCUGCUGUUCAGGGAUAAAAAACUGCGCCUAGUACUGGUGGAUAAUUAUUCGGGCAAGAAGCAAACGUUGCUUAGCAAUAUAUCCUUUGUACAGUGGGUGCCACAGAGUGAUGUGGUUGUAGCUCAAAGCAAUACCAAUCUGGCUAUAUGGUAUAAUAUAGAUCUCCCAGAGCAUGUGACUAUGCAAACAGUACGCGGAGAGGCCAUCGAAGUGCUCCGAGAGCAUGGCCGCACUGUGGUUCGCUCUCAGGAUGGUCCCAGCGAGCAUAGCUAUCAGCUGGACGAAGGUCUUGUGGAAUUUGGCACAGCCGUCAAUGAUAAUGAUUUUGGCAGAGCGGUGCACUUUUUGGAAACUUUGGGCGACAAGCCUGCUGCCAAGGCCAUGUGGCAUAACCUAGCGAUCAUUGCGCUCGAGGAGGGCAAUCUACGAGUGGCGCAACGUUGCUAUGCAGCGCUAAGCAAUGUAUCCAAGGCGUUCUAUCUGGCUGAAAUGAUACGCGAGGCAGAUGACUAUGAGCAAUUGACUGGCACGCCGGGCAUAAACUGCGCUGAAGUGCGCGCCAAGCUUGCUCUGCUGGGCGCGGAUUUGCGUGCAGCGGAGCGUAUUUAUUUGGAGCAAGGACAACUGGAGGCGGCACUGAGCAUGUAUCAGCAACUGCGCAUGUGGGAUGAGGCAGUGGCCUUGGCGGAGCGACGUGGUUAUGUGGGCUUGCCAGCGCUUAAACAGCAGCAAAUGGAUUUUCUUAUGGAAACUGAGCAGCCAGAGAAGGCGGCACAGCUGCUGGAGGAGAGCGGUGAACUGCAACAGGCCAUGUUGUUGUAUCUCAAGGCGAAGAAGCCGGCGCGUGCAGCAAGAUUGGCAUUGAAGACGCCCACGCUGCUGCAGCAGGAGCAGCUGAUGUUGCAAGUUACCGAAGGCCUGGUGCAGUGUGAGCUCUAUGAGCUGGCCGGCGAGCUGGCGCAGCGUCUGGAACGCGCCGAGGCGGCACUAACGCUGUAUCGCAAAGGUGGCGCUUUUGCCAGAGCCUUGGAGCUGGCGCGUGUGCUGGCGCCGCAGCAAGUGACAGAACUAGAGGAACAAUGGGGUGAUUGGCUGGUGCAGCGCAAGCAACUGGAUGCGUCCAUCAACCAUUACAUAGAGGCAGGCGCCACACACAAAGCCUUGGAGGCUGCCGUCGGUGCCAAGCAAUGGCGCAAAGCAGUGCAAAUAGCCAAGGUGUUGGAUGAACCAGAAUUGAUACAACGCUAUGCUGUCGACUUGGCACGUCACUUAGCCUUUGCUGGCGAUCUGGAGGGCGCCGAGGACUUGUUAGUGCGCGCGCAGCUUUACAAGGAGGCCAUUGAGCUGCUCAAUCGUCAUGGCAAGUGGGAGCGUGCCUAUGUCAUAGGCGAAAAGUAUUUAAAAGCGGAGCAGCUGCGUGAACUAUUUCUACAGCUCGCCAGUCAGCUGGAAAGUCAAGCCAAGUACCGCGAUGCGGAGAAAGUGCUGCUGGCAGUGAAUGAACCAGACUUGGCCAUCGCUAUGUAUAAGCGACGUGAGCUUUAUGACUCCAUGAUUCGACUGGUGGAGCGUUAUCACAAGGAGCUGCUGGACAGCACACAUUUGCAUCUGGCACGUCAGCUGGAGUCGCGUGGCAAGCUAAAGAACGCCGAGCUGCACUUUAUAGCCGCGGGCGAUUGGAAGAGCGCAGUGCAUAUGUAUUGCAGCAGCAGCAGAUGGGAGGAUGGCUAUCGUGUGGCGCAGCAACAGGGCACAGAGGGCGCCAGCCAACAGGUGGCUUACAUGUGGGCCAAGUCCAUGCCGCUGGAGAGCGCGGUGCGGCUGCUGAGUAAAUUGGGCUUGCUGGACACUGCCUUGGGCUUUGCCUGCGAUGCGGGUCAGUUUGAUUAUGCGCUGGAGCUUUGCCGCUUUGCGGGCAAAUCCACAGACGAAGUGUACCUAAAGCUGGCCAUGUCGCUGGAGGAUGAGGGCAAAUUUGAGCAGGCAGAGGCUGAGUUCUUAAAGGCGCACAAGCCCAAGGAGGCUAUACUGAUGUAUCAGCAUGCUGGCGACUGGACAGCAGCGCUGCAGAUAGCCGAGCAGCAUUUGCCUGAAGCUAUCACUGAGCUGCUCUUAGCUCAAGCGCAGGCAGCACUGGAAAUGCGCAACUUUGAGGAUUACGAGGCUUUAAUGCUGCGUGCGCAGCAUCCCGAACUCAUCAUAGAGCACUACAAGCAAGCCAAUCUGCUGGACGAUGCGCUGCGCAUAGCGGAGCAACAUUAUCCAGCGGGUCUGAAUGAUUUGCGUCGUCUGCAGGCGCAGGAGCAACGCAGCCAGCCAACAGCGACGCAGGACUCACGCGCCUAUUUGCAACGUGCGGCGGAGUUUGCCAAGCGUGAGGAGUUCCGCAAGGCGGCCGAGUGUCUGAUGCAAAUAGAUGCCACCAAUGCAGAGGAUGCAGCCACAUUGGAGCGCGCUCUGCUGCGUGCUGCAGAGAUUAUCAAUCAGUUUCUGGAGGGCAAAGACGCGCAGGACCUGGCUACGAUAUUGGGACCACGUCUAUUGGCUAUUAAACAAAUUGCUGCCGCUGCUCAGUUGUAUCUGGCAGCUGAUCUGCCAAAGCAAGCAGUGGAUGUGUUUAUACAAGCUGAACAGUGGAGCAAAGCGCGUCGUCUGGCCAAGGAGAUUGAUCUGGAGCUGUUGGCGUAUGUGGAGCAGCAGCAAAAAUCGCGACUGCAAAGCGAGGGCAAUGUGGAACAACUAGCGGACAUAGAUAUCAUUAGCGCACUGGAUUUGCUGGCGGAGCAGGGUCAAUGGCAGCGCUGUCUGGACAAGGCGCAACAGCUCAAUCCCAGCGUGCUCCAGAAAUAUGUGGCAGCCUAUGCAGCGCAGCUUAUCCGAUCGGGCGACUGCAGCAACGCCUUGAAUUUGUAUCUCAACUAUGCCGCACCAGCUAUCGAGGAGCACUUCAACAUCUAUACGCGCAUUGCCUUGGACUGUUUGGCUUUGCGUGAGCACCAAACUGAAGGCGGCGUCUUGUGGCAGCGUUUGCGCGACUUUCUGCAGCAUUUACUGCAGGCGCUGCAGGCUUCGAAGCACGCACAAUCCAAAUUUGCCACGCAAGUGGAGCAGUUUUUACUGAUUGCCCAUUACUAUGCCACACGUGCCGCUUGCCGUCAGCUCCCGGCAUUGCAUCCUGUUGCCUUGCGCCUCUCGCUCGCUCUGCUGCGUCACACGGAUCUGCUGCCCGUGGACAAGGGCUUCUAUGAAGCCGGCAUGGACUUGCGUGAGGCUGGUCGUGAGCCUGAGGCCUUUGUCAUGCUUAAUCACUACUUGGAUGUUUGCGAGGCCAUUGAGGAGGGCUCGGGCGCUUUGGUGGAUCAUUCGGAUCUGGCCAGCACAGAUUUUCCCAGCUCUGUGCCGCUACCCGAAGAUAUACAUCUCAAAAACGAGCCCAAUCUACACGAGGAGGUGCGCGAAUGGAUUUUGGCAGUCAGCAUGGAUCAGCAGCUAGAUCAACUGCUGCCCAAUGAUGACCGUGGACUCUACGAAUGCAGCCUUGGUCCCAAUGACAAGGCUUGUUUGCUCAGCGGCUAUCCAGUGCGUGGACGUCAACCUGUGAGUUUUCAGUGCUCCACCAAUUUAGUUAAUCGCGAUGUCUGGAGCAAGUUCUCUGUGGCUGUGAAAAUGUCGCCCAACAGUCAAGUGACCGACCUAAUAGGAUUUGUGGAAAAAUGGCAGGGAGUUGCCAACUAUGUUAUGCAUUAGUUCUAACACAAAAUAAUUUUACUCAAAUGCAUGUAAUUUUAAUU